Fomitopsis serialis is the source of this 858-nucleotide messenger RNA. RefSeq lists its product as uncharacterized. The record is from RefSeq and is a predicted model, not a curated record. The coding region runs from base 1 to 858 and encodes 285 amino acids. NCBI's taxonomy places the organism in Eukaryota, Fungi, Basidiomycota, Agaricomycetes, Polyporales, Fomitopsidaceae. The transcript has 6 exons.
AUGAAGGACAGGCGUGAAGGGCGAGAAGGACGCACGUCGAUCAAUGACAAGGCGAUGUGGACGCGGAGCGUGAGGGUGACGGCGGUGAAACCGCUCAAUGAGUUCGUUGUCGUCGGAGGGCUGAUCGCGCGCGAACGGAGGCGCGCCAGUGACAUGCUCGUGGCAGGCGCGAACUUGUGGCGUGCGGGGCGAGAAGACGAGAAGACGGCGCAGACCGGCUUGAAGGAUGGGGCACAUGGUCGUGAAGCGGACGGCCGUAAAGGACAAGGCAGACGGUCGGCGAGAAGGACGGUGCAGACGGCCGUGCAGGUGGAGGCAGACGGUCGUGUAGCAGACGGGCGUGAAGAGAUGGGCAUGAAGCAGACGGCUGUGAAGGAAGCAGACGAAGCAGACGGCCGUGAAGCAGAUGAGCGUGAAGAGAUGGGCGUGGACGGUGUAGAUGGGCGUGCAGGGGGAGAAGGACGGCGCAGACGGGGGAGAAGGACAAGGAGAAAGGGCGAGAAGGACAAGGCGGACGGCCGUGAAGGGCGUGCAAGAUGGGGCAGAUGGGUGUGGAGGACGGGGCAAACAGGCGUGAAGGGCGUGAAGGAAGGGCCAGACGGGCGUGAAGGACAAGAUAGGUGGACGAGCACAAUGGGGCCUGUCAUUUCCUGCUCAUUCGCUGGUGAGACGGACAGUGAGACGGACGGUGAGACGGACGGUGAGACGGAUGGCGAGAAGGAUGGACAGUAUGACGAGAGGAUUAGACAGGCGAGACGGACGAGCAGCAUUGCCAGUAUAGACCGGCGACUAGGACGAGCAGAAUGGCGAGGAUCGACGGGCGAGGGGAGGCGCAAGAUCGACGGAGUAGACGGAUGA